GGAGGGAGAAAAAAGACCGCCAGCCACAGCGUAGACUACGCAAGAGCCCUAGUCGCUACAAGCGAACGAGGAAGUAGUAUAGUAAAAUUGAACCUCGCCGAGACAGAGGAACAUGGAGUUGAAGGGAGCUAACCUUUACACUUGUUACAGGUGUCACCAUUUUACAACACAGUGACAAUUCAGUCCCGAGAGCCGUUGGGAUUUAAAGGAAUGUCUGGGUAACAUUGUUUUGUCAUGUGCCUUGGCACGGGAUCGGUGCCACCUUGUUGGUGAGGUUUCAAGAGCAAGACGCAGAUACGGGCAGGCAGGUGCGUAUGGACCCAGUCUUUUCGACCAUUACGUUUUCAACACUUGCUGCCCGGGAAAUAACCGACAGCCAUGGAUACCAAGGAGAAUAAGAUGAGGAAACAUACAAUGAAACCCAAAUCGACGAAGCGCAAAGAGAAGAAAUAUAAAACCACAAAGAUUUUCAGGGGAAAAUCUUUGAAGUCCGUUGGUAAUUUUAUGAGCAGGGUAUUGAAAACUUUGGGAACUUUGGCACACUUUGGAGACGUCGAGCCACCUGACGCUGAGGAUGAUGAUGGUGGUUUCAAAGAAAGCGGAGCAUGCACGUUGAGUGCAACCUCAGGGAAUUUUAAGGAUGAACUCCAGGUUUCGAGGGAUAAUACUAUGAAGAAGAGCUGCACAGUGUCUUCUCACGGAUCUAUUAAAGACAGGCUGUCCUGGUGCUAUGGCGACAAAACUCCCGGGGUCCUUGGUUUGAAAAAUCAUGGAAACACCUGUUUCAUGAAUGCCGUGGUUCAGUGCCUCAGUAAUACAGACCUUCUUGCGGAAUAUCUUGGUUUGGAACAAUAUAAAUCAGAUUUGUGUCAAAGGAGAGUAAAUGGAGUUGUUAAAAGCGAGGACGCGCCAAAUGCCAGGGGUGAGGUUACCGAACAGUUGGCGUCAUUGGUUCGGGCGCUUUGGACCCUUGAAUAUACGCCUCAGCUGUCAGUGGAAUUUAAGAGUAUCGUCUCCAAGUACAACUCCCAGUUCCGGGGGAACUCGCAGCACGACGCCCUGGAGUUCCUCCUGUGGCUGUUGGACAGGGUUCACGAGGACGCCAACUCCAGCUCCAACAACCACAACCCCAGCUCCAACAACCACAACCCUAGUUCUAACCACAGCAGCGGCAAGACCAAAGCCUCUGUCAAGGUAAGGGGCCAUGACGUACCAUCCAUUAACAGGAAAGAGCGUUUUCAUAGCAUCUCCGGAUGAACCGACUGUACCGACCAAGGAGAUCAGGUAAGCGCUUCGAGAUGGACUCCGAGGCCAGGCUUCGAUUUGGGAGUCCUGAACUCCGGUGGCUCCAGAUUCCUUAGGAGGCUGUUUUAUUUCGAGGAACCCGGGAGAAGAUGCUGAGAUUAGCACUUGUUCAGGUGUGAGAGUUGCUGGAGCUUGAGUCAUAUCACCUGGAUCCCACGCAAGAGCACGCACACACACACACACACAGACACACACACACACCCACAGCCUGCUUGCUCAUCUGUUCCUGUCCCAAAAAGAAGCUUCUCAGUUUCUUUACCGGCACCUCACAUUUACCAAGAUGUUGUGUGCAUCACCUGCCUGCAUUUCAGACGGUCUAAACACAGUUUCAGGUGUUCUAAUUAGCACUUAGCAUCUGUUUAGUUGCGUAACAAACGUAUCAGAAUUUGAGUUUUGUUUUUGACCCGGGCCACGUCUUCACUAUGAACGCUCUCACGCUCGAGAGAGACAAUGAGUAGAUACGAGUUUUCUUUUAACAUCACCGAAGAACGAAUCCUCGGAACACACCCGAACCCUCGCCUCGGUUGGCUAUUAACCGCGGGUCUUUAACAAGAGGGGGCGACAAUCGGUCUAACGAGACGGCUUCCUCGUCAGAAGUGCAGUGUGUGUUCAAGAAUGCGAUCCUUCUCCUAUUCCUCCUUGCCCGCCCUUGUGUUCGCCUGAAUAGAGCGGCACGGUGUGUCCUCAUCCCGCCUGGGUCGCCAAAAUCAAUUAUCGCACUUUAGAAGGAGAUACGGAAUGUUCUCUGUGAGGAGGGGGGCUCUUUUGAAUCCCCUCCGCCCCCCCAUUUCCCUGGACGAUCCCUCCCUGUCCCCCCUCACAAAGAAGCGGAGCCGGAGGGUAGUCGACGUGUGUAUGUGUGUGUGUGUGUGUGGAGCAGAGCCAGUCAUGUCUGACUGUGGGUGAGUCACCCACUGGGGGCCUCUGAAACAAGGCAUUGUGUGUGUGUGGAGGGGAGAGGUCUCCAGUGGAUGGUAACAGGAGAGGCUGUUGAGUAGAAUGCCCACUGUGAAAGGUGGUGUCCUCCACUUUACCUCUUUCUCUCUUUCUUUUUCUUUGUUUUGUAACCUCUCUCUGUUUCCCUGUCUUUCUCUGUAUCUUU
Hypomesus transpacificus is the source of this 2407-nucleotide messenger RNA. RefSeq names its product ubiquitin carboxyl-terminal hydrolase 43-like. Gene Ontology annotation, biological process: protein deubiquitination. Gene Ontology annotation, molecular function: cysteine-type deubiquitinase activity. NCBI's taxonomy places the organism in Eukaryota, Metazoa, Chordata, Actinopteri, Osmeriformes, Osmeridae. The coding region runs from base 379 to 1257 and encodes 292 amino acids. The transcript has 2 exons. The record is from RefSeq and is a predicted model, not a curated record.